GACAUAUUUUCUUAUUCGCUAAUAAAUUAGAAGUUUUCACAACAACAACAACAACAACAAUUUAACAGAAGCUAUAAUUAUAUAACAAAAAUGGGAAAAAUCAGCAAGAUUCUGGUAUGUGGGCAUGCAGGUGUUGGGAAAACGGCAAUCAUAGAGCAACUAAUGUAUGACAACCACAAAGUUGGAACGUAUAUGCAUUCAACAAUUGAGGAUAUUUAUACAGCAAUGAUAGAGACAGAUAGAGGAGUGAAAGAAAAAGUCCGGAUCUUUGAUACAGGAGGGCUUGAUGGAGUAAAAACAGACAUGCCAAAACACUUCUUUACUUUUCCUGAAGGUUUUGUUCUGGUAUAUGAUGUAACAAACUGGGAUUCCUUCCAGAAAUUGGAGAAGAUUAAAAGGGAUAUUGAUAAAAACAAGGAUAAAAAAGAAGUUCAUAUUAUUGCGAUUGGCAACAAUAAAAGUGAAAACCAAGAAGAUAGACAAGUAGAUUUUAACACUGCUCAGACCUGGGCCACGAGUGAAAAAGUGAGGUUAUGGGAAGCCAAUGUACCAAAUAGACAAUCUCUGGUUGAACCAUUUGUAUGGUUGACAUCUAGAAUUACACAACCACAGAGUAAAUCAGGAUUCUUGCCUAGCAGAAAAGCGAAAGGAACCAGUAGUAAUACUAAUAUGGAUGGAUAAUGUAGAAUUAGAGACUUGAUAUAGGGUACCAGCUUUAAUGUGUAAACAGGAUUUGGGAACCGGAAGUAUUACUCAUUCUUGUAUUUAAAGGAUAGAUAUAAAUGGAAACAAGAAAUAUGAACAAUGGUGUGACUAGAUGUAGGAUAGCAUCUUCUAAGAAAUGAAAUUGUGGGAACCAGGCAUAUUGCUUUCACUAGUAUUUAGAUAUAUAUUUCAAAACAAAGAAAAAAUGAUAAGAAAAUGAGGAAGGACUUUGUGUAUGGACACUUAGUGGUUAAGGAAAUAAAAAUACUGGAAACAAAUAAAACAGUCCUGAACAAACUAAAUGAAAUAAAAAGGGCUUUGAAUAUGUUUGAUAUUUUAUAGAUUAUAGAUUAACUUGUAAUCAAGUGGGUUUUUUCCAGCUAAUGAGGCUAUGAAAAAUUUUGUCACCUCAUUGCAACGCUUGUUUUGGCCACUUAACCACUUCUUUUGGCCACACGUUUUAGGCACUUGAAUGCUUGUUUUAGCCACUUGAAUGCAUGUUUUGGCCAAUUGAACACUUGUUAUGGCCACUUCUACACGUGUUUCAGCCACUUAAAUGCUUAAUUUAUAGGAAGCUGAUAAAAGACACUAUCCACUGAACAACUCAAAGAUAAAUUUAUAGUACUCGUCUACAGUGCUAUUUUAUGGGAACUUCUUUUUCAAACAUCUGUUACAACUUUUCUUACUGCAACCUAGGUGUUAUUUAAAUGAUAAAUCAUGUAAUCAUGUCUUGAUUCUCCCCAAAAAGAGUCUGGUAAAAUUAAAUGCAAACUGCAAAAUCAUUAUAAUUCAAUGGACACUAGUUUUUCUGGAAUUUAUGAUCCAGAGAAAUUUCAUUUUGUCUGUGCUAUUAUUAUUGGCAUUACAUUAUUUGCAUUUUACUUUUUGCAAAAACAGACAAACCCAUGAAAAAGUCAUUUUUUAACAAAACUGUGAAAUUUCAUUCCCAUAAAACAAAAUAGACAGUAUUACAUCUUAAAGAGAGUUAAAAGUGAAUGAGGUUUUGAAUCAGUAUAGUACACUUGAACUUUUCUUUUUGCAUUAUGUUUUUUUUGUUUGAAAACUAAAUAUUUUCUGAACCAGAUAUAUACAAUGGAACCAAAAACUUAAAAUGAAACCAAAUACUUAAAAUGGGUCCAAAUACUUUAAAUGGAACCAAAUACAUAAAAUGGAUCAAUAUGUUUAAAAUGGAACCAAAUACUUGAAAUGGAUCCAAAUGCUUAAAAUGGAACAAAAUACUUAAAAUGGAUCCAAAUACUUAAAAUGAAACCAAAUACACAAAAUGAAACCAAAUACAUAAAAUGGAACCAAAUGCUUAAAACGGAACCAAAUGUAUAAAAUGUUUAAUAUUUCUAUUUCCAAAGAAAUUCCGUUACACUCCAAGUAUCAUAAAUCAAAACCAUUUAAAUGGGACCUGUGCAAUACUUUUAUUUAAAUAAACCAGAUUUCAGGAUGAUUUAAGUCUGAAAGUACAGCAAUGUCAUUGGUCAAUAUAAAAAAAUUUGUUUGCAGCAUUAACCAAUAAGAUUCAGUAGUAUUUUAAGACCGGUUUACAUGUUCUUAUUAUAUAACUGCUUCUUCACAAUUUGAGAUGAAACAAAAAUCAGGAACAAAAAUAUUUCAGUAUAGGAGUAAUUUAUUAGCAGCAAGCAUUGAAUUUUUCUGACAAAUUUGAAACAGAAUAAAACAGAAAAUUCAGUAAAUAUUUGCUUUGUUUGGACAAAGAACUUUAAUUUGGUGUAAACUCAGUAUUUUUGUAUAUCAUAUUAUUCAUGCAAAACUAAAUUUGUAAGCUAAAAGCCUUGAACCUUUAUAACAAAAAGUCUUCAGUUAAACAGAGAAAAGUUAGAAAAUUAAAAUGUUUUGUACCAUUGUUUGGACAAUUUGUUUCAUUUGCUGUAAACAUAAUAAUUUUUAUGUAUCAUUUAUAUUGUUCAUGCAAAACUUUAAAAACUGAAUGAAUGGCAUAUACAUGAAAUAUCAUCGUGAAAUUUACAUGUUGUAAAUGUUUAACUUAUUUAACUCCUUUAUUGUAAUAUUCAGUUUCAUAUUGGCCAAUGUCAUUGGGAUACAUGUACUGUAUAUUUAUAUUUUUCAAA
Ruditapes philippinarum (Manila clam) is the source of this 2804-nucleotide messenger RNA. RefSeq names its product NF-kappa-B inhibitor-interacting Ras-like protein 1. The record is from RefSeq and is a predicted model, not a curated record. Gene Ontology annotation, biological process: canonical NF-kappaB signal transduction. Gene Ontology annotation, molecular function: GTPase activity; GTP binding. NCBI's taxonomy places the organism in Eukaryota, Metazoa, Mollusca, Bivalvia, Venerida, Veneridae. The transcript has 8 exons. The coding region runs from base 91 to 681 and encodes 196 amino acids.